GAAGAGUAUUUACACUAAUCCGAUCUUCAAUUCCCCUCACAUAAACUAGUUGUAAGAAGAUUUCAUCAUUUGAGUGGCCAUAUGGAUUCUAUGAUGAUGAUGAAGAUGAUGAAGAAGAAGAAGCCUUGUGUUCUCAUGUUCCCAUGGUUGGGACAUGGCCAUAUUUCCCCAUUCAUGGAGCUCUCUAAAAAGCUCACCAAAAGAGGCUUUGACAUCAUCCUUUGCUCCACCCCUGCAAACUUCUCCUCCAUCCGGUCCAAACUCGCCCGGGAACCGGAGGCCAACAAAUCCAUCCACCUCGUUGAGCUCCACCUCCCCAGCCUCCCCGGCCUCCCGCCGCCGCUCCACACCACCAACGGCCUCCCGCCGCACCUCAUGCCCGCACUCAAGAAGGCCUUCAACAUGUCCUCCUCCAACUUCCUCGCCAUCCUCGAGUCCCACCGCCCCGACCUGCUCGUCUACGACUUGCUCCAGCCGUGGGCGGCGGCGGCCGCGGCGGUGCUCGGCAUUCCGGCGGUGCUGUUCGUCACGAGCAGCGCCACCAUGUUCUCCCACGUGGUCCACAUGGACAAGAGGCCGGGCGCGGCCUUCCCCUUCGACUCCAUUUAUUACCGGCCGUACGAGGUAAAGGCGGCGGAGAAGUCGGCGUCGUACGAGGAGCAGGAGAGGAAGGACAAGGAGUGCGUCAGGGCGUGUUUCGGCCGGUCUUCGAAUCUCGUAUUGGUCAAAGGUUUUCGGGAGGCCGAGGACAAGUACUUUCAGUACUUGUCUGAGUUGACCGGGAAGAGAAUUCUCCCCGUGGGCCCCUUGGUUCAAGAAGCUGGAGGGGUCGUUGAGGACAACGACCCUUUCAUCGCGUUCUUGAACAGUAAGGAAAAGGGGUCCACUGUUUUCGUGUCCUUCGGGAGCGAGUAUUUCCUCUCAGAGGAAGACACGCACUCCAUUGCGCGCGGGCUCGAGACGAGCAGGGUGAACUUCAUAUGGGUGGUGAGGUUUCCCAAGGGCAAAACGGUCAACGUGGAAGAGGCGAUGCCGAAGGGUUUCUUGGAGGGCGUGAGGGGCCGCGGAAUGGUGGUGGACGGGUGGGCCCCGCAGGCCAGCAUCCUGGCCCACCCGAGCAUCGGAGGGUUCGUGAGCCACUGCGGGUGGAACUCGGUGAUGGAGGGGAUGAAACUCGGCGUCCCUUUCAUUGCCAUCCCAAUGCACCUUGAUCAGCCGAUCAACGCUCGGCUGGUCUCUGAGCUUGGGGUGGGGGAGGAGGUGGUCAGGGACACACACGGCCGCCUCCACCCCAAGACCAUUGCGAGCGUGGUCAACCGCGUCGUGCUCGAGAAAGAAGGGCACAUUGUGAGGGAAAUGGCCAAAAAGGUAAGCGAGAAAAUGAGGGACAACGGGGAGAAAGAAGCCAAUGAAGUUGCAAUGGAAUUGCAUAAAUUGAUUGUCACCUCCAAGCAACCACCAGCCAUCCAUUGUUCCUUUUUGUUUUCUCGUUUCAACAAUGCUCUACCCAUAUUAGGCCUUAAGAGUAACUAAGUGCACGUAAUUAGUGAGUGCCAUACGUGUUAACGUUGUAUCGUGAAGCUGUUUUUUUUGUCUCGCAACGGUACAAUGAAAAGUAAAAGUUUGUAUGACACAAAGGGAACUCUUCUUGAAUUGGAGGACCCUUUUAUCAAUAUAAACUCGUAAUAAUACAAUUUAGAUGUAGCUUGUUAUUUAAGGCUAUAUGUUUUUUUUCCUGAAUGUCUUUGUGCUGAUUUGCUUUAUUUUAUUGUUGAAUGAAGUCUUUGUUCUUUG
Cuscuta campestris is the source of this 1794-nucleotide messenger RNA. The record is from the annotation of a GenBank genome assembly. Lineage: Eukaryota; Viridiplantae; Streptophyta; Magnoliopsida; Solanales; Convolvulaceae.